Petromyzon marinus (sea lamprey) is the source of this 11291-nucleotide messenger RNA. The record is from RefSeq and is a predicted model, not a curated record. NCBI's taxonomy places the organism in Eukaryota, Metazoa, Chordata, Hyperoartia, Petromyzontiformes, Petromyzontidae.
CCACCUCCAUCACCCCUCCCCACCACCUCCACAGUUUCAUGAGGUGCUGCUGUUGUUGUGGUGUGAGGGAGCAUCACUCAGACGUUGUUGAGGUUAUUUUCGAUGCCGACUGUACGGGCGGCGAAGCACAGAGUUGCCUCGCUAGGAGUUUGAGAAUUUUUUUUGUAAUCGAGCUCGGGGUUAAAACAUUGUUCGUGUCCUGAAAUGGUUUUAAUGAAGAAGUUGUAAAAAAAUAAAUAAAUUAACCAUCAAGAAGGCGUGGGGCGCGGCGGCCUAGCGCAGGCCUCGUCUAGGCGAGCAGAAGCCUGAGGCCUAGCGCCUCAGGCCUGAGCCGCGCGCCGAUCCGUCGCUAUAACGCGACAAUAAUGCUCGCAUUUAAACUGGUGUUUUAGUUUGAGAAUUUGUAAUUCACAAUUCGAUUCUCUUUUUUAGUUUGUUGCGUGCGGGGUUUAUUUUUUUUUACACUCCCUCGGUUUUAAAAUCGCCAAGAUGAGCGGAGUCUGAAGGCUCAGGACGCUGACUGAGUCAUGCUGGACGAUGACCCGUCAUGUGACCUCUCACAUGACCCCACCUCGUCAUCCACCACCACCACCUCCUCCUCCGCUCGCUCCACGCGAAGCUCACAGGAAGUGACAUCACAGCGGCCACGGGGACAGGAAGUGACCUCACAGCUGCGCCGCUCACAGGAAGUAACAUCGCAUCGGCGGGGAAAGGAAGUGACAUCACAACUGCGGGGACAGGAAGUGACACCUCAGCGGCGCCAGGGACAGGAAGUGGCGUUCCUGGCGGGGAGAGAGGCGGAGGGCGAAGGGGAGGAGCCGUGCUUCUACGAAACGGUGGAAGGAGGAGUGCGCCUGUUCCGCUGCCGCCUGUGCGCCUACAGCAGCCCGCGGAGGUCGUACCUCCCCACGCACAACCUGACGCACACCCAGCAGAACCCCUUCUCCUGCAGCCUCUGUCCCUACGAGUGCAAGUCCAAGCAGCAGCUGGACACGCACGCCAUGAAACACUCGGGCCUGCGCCCCUUCAAGUGUCCGCACUGCGAGUAUGCGACAUUCGCCCGGAGCCACUUGCGCCAGCACCUCGCCCGCUUCCACCACCACCACCCCUCCCCCUCCCCCCCCCUCUUGACCCUCUCCCGUAGGGGAGGGGCUCGGCGUGCCCGCUCCCGGGGUGGCGGGGGAGGAGCGGGGGGAGGGGCGGGGGAGUCCCUCGCCCUGCUCCAGCACGGCAGAGCCAGGGGCCACGGAGUAGGAGGAGGGAUGAGCCCCCCACUAGCACCACAGCCACCCAGGCUGCCCCCCCGGGUCCUCUGCUGCUCCCGCUGCCCCUACCGCACCUCGCGGAGGGACCGGCUCCUCCUGCACCAGACCCGUCGUCACGGCAACCACCACGACCACCCAGCCACCAUCACGACCGCCGCAGCAACAACGACAACAACCAACAAUGACAGCAAAUCCUCUGGAGGAGAUUUAGGAGGGAAAUUUAGAGGAGGUGGAGGAGGUGGAGGAGGAGGAGGUGGAGGAGGGAGCUCCCUGCUCCGAGCUGCGCUAACCGCCGUGCCCUCGGCUGCCUCCUCCUCCUCCUCCUCCUCGCCUCUCCGUAUUAACCUGGGAUCACUGCUCAAAGGCAGGCGGGCACCAUCCAUGGGUCGGGGCUCUCGGACAAGGUCACGGCCACCGCCACCGCUGCCGCCGGCGACGACGGCGACGACGACCGCGAGGAGGAGGAGGAGGAGGACCUCGCUGGAGGAGGUCGAGGGAGAUCCGGAGGACGCGGAGGGAGAUCUGGGAGAUCCGGAGGAGGCGGGUGCCCUGGACGACCUGGAGAAGGCGGAGGAGGCCCAGGAAGAUCUGGAGGGGGAUGAGGAGGCCCACGGCGACCGAGGAGACCUGGGGGAGAACCCUCACGGUGAGCUGGGGGAGGCGGAUCACUUCAAGUCGCCAGGGCACCCGGCCGCCGUGACAUCGGAACCCCUCAACGGAGACUCUGGGACCGCCGCCCUCUCAACCACCACCGCCGCCCUCUCAGCCGACGCUGCCGACAGCGACCGCUGCUCCUCCGCCGCCUCCGCCGCCUCCGCCGCCUCCGCCGCCUCCGCCGCCUCUGCUGGUCCCGCAUCGCCGCCACCGCCGCCGCCACCACCGCCUCAGCCGCCACCGCCUCAGCCGCCGGCGGCGUUGGGCGGACGCAAGGUGCCCCCUUUGCGCCAGGCCAAGUCCCGGGCCUCCUUCAGCCGCCCGUCCCCGUUCCCUCCGCAGGCGGCCGAGGGCCCCGCCUUCCGGCGUGCCGCGGGAGGCCACUACCAGUGCCUGCAGUGCCCCUUCCUCACCGCCCACCGCCGCUCCAUCUCACGCCACGUCCUCAACAUCCACACGGGCGGCGCCCGGCGCCAAUCCGGCGGUGGUGGCGGUGGUGGUGGCAGGAGGAGCAGGGGGGGUAAGGAUGCCGGGCCGGAUUUUGGCACCCCGGGAUCCCGGCCCGCCCAGGGCUUCUCCUGCCAGCGCUGUGACUUCCGCUGCGCCACAGCCUACUCCUUCGUGCUGCACGUGCAGGCCCACCGGGGCAGCGGCGGCGGGGCGGGGAGCGGAGCAACGGGCGACGUCGGCGCGGGGGCCGCGGGGGCCGCGGGGGCCGCGGGGGCCGCGGGGGCCGCGGGGGCCGCGGGCCCGGGGGCCCCCGCGGACGUGGGGGCGGACGACGCGGCCGGCGGGCGGAGGAAGGCGCCGGCUCGGAGGUUGCGCUGCGCAUGCUGCGACUACCGGAGCCACUCGGUCAAGGGCCUCCGCGUUCACCAGCAACUGAAGCACGGCCUGUGCGACUUCACGAAGGGUCUCCUCUACGACGAGGUGGAGGAGGAGGAAGAGGAGGAGGGGGAGGCCGCCGGGAGGGGGCGGCGGCGGCUUCGCGGCUCCGCGGACGCCGCCAACCGCCCAUCCCCCUCAUCGUCGUCGUCCGGCGGCAACAACAACAACAACAACAACGGCGCAACAACAACCACAACAACAACAACAACAACAACGGCGGCAAGAGGCGCCCAGGCGAUUCCGUACCCCGAGCCGGGCGAGAUCUGCACGGAUGGAGACAGGGUUCACAUCCACCUGGACGGAGAGGGUUUCGACGACGACGUGGAGGACGAUGAUGAGGACGACGAGGAGGACGAUGAUGAGGACGAGGACGAGGAGGACGACGACGAGUACGGGGAGGUGGAGGACGGCGAGGUGGAGGACGGGGAGGUGCUGGACGGGGAGGUGGAGGACGGGGAGGUGGAGGACGGCGAGGUGGAGGACGGGGAGGGGGAGCUGAGCUGCUACGUGGACGCGGCGGCCCCGGGGAGGCGCCGGAAGUCGCCGUCCGGCGUCGUCUCCCGGCUGCCGCCUCCGCCGCCUCCGCCGCCGCCUCCUCCGCCGCCUCCUCCGCCGCCUCCUCCCUGCCACGCGGAGCCGCCCGGCGGCACCACCGCCGCGGCCGCGACCCCCCUCGACGCCGCUGCCACCACGGAGCCCCCCGACGCGUCUCCGUGGGGGGCUCACUCAGCCACCGCUCGCCACCACCACCACCACCACCACCGCCACCACGACGCUCACCACCCUGCGCAGCGGAAGCGUCCGCGCAUCGACGAGAUCGCGAGCUCGCUGCACACGCGCAUCCAGCGUCGACACGUCCUGCUGGCCUCGCCCUCCUCCUCGCCGCAGCCCUCUUCGCCGCCGUACUCCUCCUCCUCCUCCUCCUCCUCCUCGUCCCGCUACCACCACCGGCAGCACGGCUACGGCGGCUACGGCGGCAGCGGCGGCGGCGACGUCGGACGUAGGACGAGGAAGAGGAGCAGGAAGGGAGGAGGCGUGACCUGCGGCGACGAUGACGACGACGACGACGACGAUGAUGAUGAUGGCGGCGACGACGACGGUUACGACGACGGUUACGAUGACGGUGGCGAUGAUGACGAUGGGCGAUGGUGGCACGACGAAGACGGCGGCGGCGACGACGACGGCAACAACGACGACGACGACGACGACGACGGCUCUCCCUAUCGACGGCAGCAGCAGCAGCAGUCCAACAACUCUGGCAGAUCGUUUGGCGGCGGCGUUCCACGACCGUCCCCCGCAUCAUCCUCCACCGGGUCGACGACGACAACAACGACGACGGCAGCGACGGCGGCGACGACGGCGACGGCGGCGACGACGUUCCGCUGCAAGCAUUGCGAGUACCACAGCGCGACGGCGCGGGGCGUGAGCACGCACUACCAGCGCAUGCACCCCUACGUCAAGUUCAACUUCCGCUACAUCCUGGACCCGCUCGACCGCUCGGAGACCUACCGCUGCCUCGAGUGCCCCCACGAGUCGCCGGCGCUGCCCGCGCUCAAGCGCCACUACUCGCGGCGCCACCCGCAGGCGCUCUACGUGCACAGCCUGGAGCGGCCCGGCCGCUCGCUCUACCGCUGCGUCGCGUGCCCCUACACGAACGCCAACGUGCGCGGCAUGAUGCCGCACUACCAGAGGAUGCACCCAGGCGUCGCCGUCACCAACGCGCUCAUCUUCUCCAGCUUCGUGAGGCUGCCGGACGACGGCGGCGGCGGCGGAGACGGAGACGGUGGGGGCGACGGUGAUGAUGGCGGCGGCGGCGGCGGUGGUGGUGGUGAUGGGGAUGGGGAUGCAGCGUCGCCCGUAGGCAGAGGUGGAGGAGGAGGAGGUGGCGGCGUUGGCGACCAUGGAGGAGUUGCAGGAGGCAAGUCGCGUGGACACGGCGGCCCGUCUCCGGCGCCCGGUCGCUGGCAGUCGCCGUCGCCCGACGCCACGGCAACCGCGGCAACCGCGGCAACCGCUGCCGGCCCGCCCCAGCCGCCACCGCGGCCAACCACGGCCUACCAAUGCGACCUGUGCACCUACACGCACCUCAACAUCCACUCGGUCCUCAUCCACUACCAGCGUGGUCACCGCGACGUCAAGGCCUCGUACUCGCGCAUACGCAAGGUGGCGCUGGGUCCCGACGGCGUCCCGCGGGCUCCCACCCUCGCCCGCCCCGCCACCAACUCCCCCCCCUCCUCCUCGUCAGCCGGGGCGGCGGCGUCGGCGGCGGCGUCCCCGGCAGCGGCAGCGGCGGCGGCAGCGGCAGCCCACGCGGCGGUCGCACCGGGAGACCUGCUCUACUUUUGCCGCCACUGCACCUACUCCCACCGCAGCGUGGAGUCCGUGCUGGCACACUACCGGCAGUCUCACCCAGACGUCGUGGUCACCGCCGGUUACAUCCGUCGCGGCUACAGCCUCCUGCCUCGUCCCACCACCGGCGGCACCGGCGGCACCGGCGCCGGCACCGCCGCCGACGCGUCCGGAGGCCAGCAUGGCGCACUGCAGCCGCUCGGCGCCAGGGUGAAGGUGGGGGGGCUGGAGAAGGCGGAGCCCGCCGACCCGCUGGCACUCUUCUACUGCCGGGUGUGCCCCUACGACAACCGCACCCUCAAGGGCGUGCUGGUGCACUACCAGAAGCGCCAUGGCGAGGUGAAGAUCACGGGGCUGGCGGUGAGGGAGCACACGGAGGUCGUGCGCCGUCGGAUCCUCCUCAUGCAGCAGCAGCAGCAGCAGCAGGACGGGAAUCAGAAUCAGCCGCGGAAGAAGAUGAUGGAGUUCCAUGACGGAAAUCGGCAGCAGCAACAGCAUCCGAAGAUGGAAUUGGAUGACGGAAAUUUGCUUAAGCAGCAUCAUCAGCAGCAGCAGCAGCAUCACCAGCAGGGCAUGCUUAGCAGCCCGUGGCCACAACCACUCUACCCUCUCUCUGAGAAAGGAAAGGAGAUGAUGAUGAUGAUGGUGGUGGGCGGCGGCGGUGGCGGUGGUGGUGGCGGUGGUGGUGGUAGUAGUAGUAGUAGUGGUGGUGCCAGGCUAGGUGCACCGGUCGUUUCAGCUUCGGCUGCGUUGGAAGCUGCUUCGGCAGCUCCUUGCGCGCCGGUCAUGGCGGCCGUUAUGGGCGGAGGAGGAGAAGGCGGUGCCACGAGGGUGAAGAGAGGAAGUGGAGGCGGUGGAGGCGGUGGAGGAGUUGGAGCAGGUGGAGGAGGCGCAGCGUCCAGAGCCGAGGCGCGGGCGCUACGCUUGGCACCGCCUGCCCUGUGGUGCAGAUUCUGCGAUCGACGGGAACGUUACAUCCUGGAUCUCCGCAGGCACUAUGAGGAGGCUCACCCCAAGGUUGCCGUCACGUCCGGCACGCUGCUGGCGUGGGCGUCCCAGGAUGGCCAGGUGUCCCCUGGCUACCACUGCGAGCUCUGCGGCUUCCGCCACUCACUGGCCAAGGGCCUGUACGCACACUAUCAGCACGGCCACCGCUCCCACGCCAUCAACUACCAGUACGUCCUCACGCAGCUGUGCGUGCGGCCGCCGGAUGAUGCCGCAGCAGCACCACCACCACCACCACCAACCGGGACCAGGAGAGGUUCCCGGACGGAGCAGGACGAGGAGGAGGAGGAGCUUCAGAAGACCAAGGAGGAGGAGGUUCGUGAGGAGGAGGAGGUGGGGGAGGGGGGAAGCUCGCUCCAUGCGUGCGUCAAUUGCAGCUUCCGCAGUUCGACGCGAGGCGACCUUCUGGUUCACUAUGAGGCCUUCCAUCCCUGGCAGCAACCUCCCGUGCAGCCAUCACAGCCUCAGCCUCUGGUGAAGGUGAAGGUGGAAGUGGAGGAGGAGUUGGAGGAGGAGGAGGUGGAGGAGGAGGAGGACGAAGAGGAGGCGAUGGAUGGUGGCGAUAACGGAGACGGAUUUGCGACGGACACGAAAAAGAGGAGGAAAAUUAUGAUGGUGAUGCCAUCGUUGCUGGGUGACGGUGGUGAUGGUGGUGACGGUGGUGGUGAUGGUGGUGAUGGGGAUGCAGCAUUGUCCUUAGCCAGAGGUGUGUCUCCGGCGAGCACUAGCCCAGGCCGCAUGGUCACCUACCAUUGCAAGCACUGUAGCUUCUACUCGUGCACGAACCUCCACGGCCUGCUCACGCACUACGGCAAGAAGCACCCCGAGGUGAAGGUCAAGAUGUCGGACUUCCUGCGUCCCGAGGACCCCAAAUACAACUCUGUGUACAAGUGUCGGCACUGCCCCUACACCAACACGCGCAUCCACGGAGUGCUCACCCACUGCCAGAAGAGACAUCCGGAUGUCAAGGUGACCGCCGACGACUUUCUGCGCGACGCCGAGUUCACCCCGAGCUGCGGGGUCUCCCCGUGCCCCUCCAGCCCCCUGUCCAAGCCCAGCUUCGGGGCCUACCGCUGCCCGCUGUGCCCCUACGCCCACUCCAGCCUGGACAAGCUGCGGGCGCACUGCCAGCGCCAGCACUCCCGCGCCAGCCUGGCCGGCGCCUCCGGUGCUCACUCCUCCCUCUUCCUGCCGCCUCCACCGCCUCCGCCGCCGCCUCACCGCCACGCCCCACAGCAGCCCCACCGCCACGCCGGCGUCUCGGCUUCGUCGUCCCCCACGGCCGCCCCCCUCUCGGCGUUCUUCGCCACCUCCUCGUCGCUCUCCUCGCCGACCCUCGUGCCCCUCUCCUCCUCGUCCGCCCGCUUCCGCGCCAGCAUCGCGGGAACGCUGCCGCCGCCGCCGCCGCCGCCCGCGUCCGGGAUUCCGGUGGGGCCGGGGUCUGGGUUGGGGCCGUCCCAGCAGCAGCCGCAGCAGCAGCAGCAGCAGCAGCAGCGUCACCACCGCUACUUGUCGCUGGCUUCGCCGCUUCCGCAGCUACCGCCGGCAAAGUCUCCGUUGGCCACCGCCGGUGGAGCGCAGCAGCAGCAGCGGCAGCAGCAGCGGCAGCGGCAGCGGCAGCGCUCCGGCUCUCCCCUUGGAACGUUCCUCCAAAUCUUCUCCUCCGCUGCGUCUCCCUCGGAUCGCUCGGCGGAUUCCUUCUCCUCCUCCUCCGGCGGCGGUACCGGCGCCGGUGGUGGUACCGGCGCCGGCGGUACCGGCGGCGGCGGCGGCAACACCGGCCGGAGGAUGGUUUCCUCCUUCCCGGAGCCCGGGCGCGCCGUCUUCCGCUGCCGCCUUUGCCGCUACGCUUGCGGCACUCGCAAGGGCAUCGCCCGCCACUACCGCCUGACCCACAGCGACGUGCGGGCGCAGCCCGCCGGAGGCCUGAACCUGUUCGCGUGCACGCUGUGCGCCUACACCCACCCGCUGCGCAAGGGGCUCGCAUCGCACUACCAGAAGCGCCACGGGGACAUCGAGGCCUACUACACCCACUGCCUGGCCGCCCUCUGGGACGUGACGCCCGAGGGAAAGGCCGUUCCCGUAGUGGGGGCAGCAGCGGGAAUGGGACUGGGGGCACCGGGAGGACCGGGAGGACUGGGAGGACUGGGAGGACUGGGAGGAGGAGGAGGGCUCGGAGCUGUGGGGCUGGGAUCUGGCAUCGGGAGGCUGUCAGCCGGAGCUGCGGCCGGUUCCACGGCCGGAGUCGUGGGGCUGGGAUCUGGCAGGAAGGCGGUGAUUCUGGACGGCGCUGGGAAGUCUGUGAGGAUGGCAGCGAUGGGUGAACUCCGGAGAGGGCCAGAGCGGUGGUUGCCGUGGCGAUGUUCAUUCUGCGCCUUCCAGACGGAGACCAAGAAGGGCAUCGUGUCUCACUACCUCAAGAAGCACCCAGGCAUGUACCCCAAGAAGAAAUACUCGUCCAAGCUUCGCGAGUACUUCAGAGUCGUCUACGUGGAGAGUGGAGUAGCCGCUUCCACCACCACCACCACCGCCACCACAGCAGCAGCAGCAGCUCCCACGCCACAGCUCCCGCCAUAUCGGUGCGUGAGCUGCGCUGAGUCGGAGUUCGAGGACCUGGGGACUCUGGCGGCGCACUACACGGAGACUCACAGCCACCAGUUCCCGCGCGAGUUCUCGAUUCAGGAGGAGAGAGACACGGAGAGAGACAAGGAGAGAGACAAGGAGGGGAACACAGAGGGGGACACAGAGGGAGACAAGGAGGACACGGAGAGAGACAAGGAGGGAAACAUGGAGGGAAACACGGAGGGAGACAAGGAGGGAGACAAGGAGGGAGACACGGAGGGAGACACGAAGGGAGACACGAAGGGAGACACGAAGGGAGACACGGAGGGAGACACGGAGGGAGACACAGAGGGGGCCGGCCGGCUAUCGUGUCUCUCCUGUGGACUGAUCGUCCGCUCUGUGGGGGACAUGGGGAGACACCUGGAGCAGCACGGGGAUGCGGGGAGACAUGCCGGCGAGACCCGCGGGGGACAGGGAGACAACGCGGGGGGACAGGGAGACAACGCGGCUGAGCCCGAGUACAGUGAGAUUGCGGGCUAUCAGUGCCGCUUCUGUGGAGAAACUCACCACUCAAUGAAGGCCAUCGCCAACCACUUACGCAAGCACCUCAACAAGCGCGCCUCCCAGCCGGCCCCGUCGCCCGCCUCCGCCUCCACCACCGCUUCCGCCUCCACCGCCUCCGCCGCUGCCUCCACCGCCUCCGCCGCCUCCUCCUCCUCGCCUCUGCCCUCCGCGUCGUUGCCAUCGCGCGGAGGGGCCGGCGCCGGACACCGCGGCGCCGAUUUUCAGCCGCCGUGCGCCGAGCGGAGCUUCGGGGGAGUGGGGCCGACGGGAAGCAGGGCUCCCGCCGCCCCGUCGCCCCGGGGCGGCGGGGCCGGCAGCGGCGGCUCCCCCGAGGGCAGCAGCCGCGGCUACCCCUGCUCCGACUGCCCCCUGCUCUUCCGCUCGCUGGCGGGCCUCCGCUCGCACGAGAAGAGCCACGCCGCCGCCGCCGCCGCCUCUUCGGCGGCGGCGGCGGCCGCCUCGGGCGUCCGCUACAGCCGCGCGGAGGGGCGCUACAGCUGCGAGCUCUGCUCCUUCGCCACGGCGUUCAAGCACAACAUGUUGAGACACGUCCAGAACCGUCAUGGCCACCACAAGCCGUACCGCUGUAAGCUCUGCUCCUUCCGCACGGGCUACAAGACUUGCCUCACCAGCCAUGUGCAGCGUCUACACCCCACUAAUGUAUCCUCAGCACCAUCACAGCUGAGAAGAGAAGUCUCCAUCACGACUCCUGCAGCCGAUGGGUACCAAGAACCCAAGUACAUCGAGGCUCAGAUCAUGCAGUUCCACAACAGGAUGGCGAUGGCUUCAACGUUCACCUCCACCACCACCACCUCUUCCUCCUCCUCCACGUCCACCACCGCCGCUAAUUCCACAGAUCCCAACAACCACAACAACCACAGCAACCAAAGCAACCACCUCAACCACAAUCAGAGCCCCCACCACAACACCUCACCACCGUCGCAGUCGCCCACCAAGUCGCUCAACAAGUCAGCGGCUCUCCCCUGCGAGCUCUGCUCCUUUGUGAGCUCCCACGUCCAGAGCCUCAAGAGGCACUACCGGGACCGGCACAACGGGAAACGUCUCCGCUGCUGUACCCUCUGCACCUUCUACAGCGGCAGCAGGGAGGUGCUGGAGUCCCACGUCCGUGGGCAGCACGGAGGGGCGGGGCUCUCUGGCGGGGCGCCCCUCUCCGGUGGCGUGGGCCCGGCCGGGGUGGUGGGGGGAGGAGGCGGUGGGGGCUACCCCCCGCGGGCGGAGCUGCAGUGCCCCUUCUGCCUCUACAGCAGCCUGGACAAGGCAACCAUGAUCACUCACAUCAUACUGCACGGAGAUGAGCGUCUGCUGCCCGUAGAGACGCGCCGCUCCAAGCUGUCGCGCCACCUCCGUGGCGAGGUCUUCCGCUGCGCCCGCUGCACUUUCACGAGCGCCAGCCGUGCCACUCUGCUGCUGCACGCCUCACGCAAGCACGGCGGGGCGGGCACCGGGGCAGGGGGGCCCCGGGUGGGGGGCGCACCCCCCCACCACCACCCCAACCCGCCCCCGCCACAGGAGGGGAUGCGCGGGGGGGAGGCCGCGGGGAGGGCGCUGUUUGGGUGCCGGCUCUGUGCCCAUGAAACGGAGCUCCUGGCCGACGUCCAGAGCCACCUAAGGAGCAUUCACCGGGUCCAGAGGAACAUGGAGUUGGUGACUGAGGUGGUUGUUGCGGAGACGCUGGGUGGUGAGGGUGGGGAAGAGGAUGGGGGUGAGGAGGAUGGUGAGGAAGAGGGUGGUGAGGAUGGGGGUGAGGAUUGGGCCGGUGAGGAGGAAUCCAAGGUCUCCACUGGGGCAGGUGAUGGCAUCAUCAACACCACCAUCAUCAACAUCCACCAUCAUCAACAUCCACCAUCAUCAACACCACCGACCCUUCCGUUCGCGAGCCGGCAUCGUGCGGGGUUCGUGACGUCACCGCGCACGGGCUCCACCGUUUCCGCGGCGACGUCACGAAAGGAGCGCGUGCGCGAUUACGUCAUCGCGUACGACUAG